This is a messenger RNA of Drosophila subobscura, 738 nucleotides long. It is a transcript of the gene RabX6, whose product is annotated as ras-related protein Rab-11A. The transcript has 2 exons. The record is from RefSeq and is a predicted model, not a curated record. Gene Ontology annotation, molecular function: GTP binding; GTPase activity. NCBI's taxonomy places the organism in Eukaryota, Metazoa, Arthropoda, Insecta, Diptera, Drosophilidae. Bases 73 to 708 code for a protein of 211 amino acids.
CUUCGUUGUUUUCCUCUUUUGUGUCUGGAGUUGCGAAAAUAAUUUAAUUAACCGAUUUUCAGGGCAAUAGUAAUGGCAACUGUGCGCAUACCUAAGCAAAAGGUGAUCCUCUGCGGCGACUAUGGCGUUGGCAAGAGUUCGCUGUUUCGCCGCUUCACCAACAACACAUUCGUGACGGAGACGGACCGAAAAUCCACACUGGGAUUGGAUCACAUUGAUCGGGAGUACGAUGUGGGCGAUAAGCAGAUUAAGCUCCAACUGUGGGACACUGGCGGCAUGGAGCGUGUGGCUUCUGUGACCUCUUCGUACUACAAAUUUGCAGAGGGAGCCAUUCUGGUGUUCGCUCUGGACAAUGCUGCCUCCUUUCACUCACUCUCGCAGCACUUACUGGACAUUGUCACAUAUGCGGAGAAUGCAAAGAUCUUCAUUUGCGGCAACAAGAGCGACCUGGAGGGCCGCGAGCCGGAGGUCAGUGACGAGGAGGUGGAAGCCUUUUGCGAGCAGUGCCACUCGCUGAUCAGCGCCACCUACAAGACAUCCUGUCGCACUGGGGCGGGUGUGGAGGAAAUGUUUCGCGACAUUUCGCGUCAGCUGGUGCACGCCAAUCGCUCCAAAAUGGAGCUGCAGGCGCUCGAGCAGAAGAGCUUCAAAAUUGACACCGCCUGCGAUCCGACCAUCAACGAGGAGGCCUCCUCCUGCAGCUGCUAGCAGUUGGGGAACAUUGAGUUUGGUUAAAGC